Molecule: messenger RNA, 800 nt
Organism: Protopterus annectens (West African lungfish)
Lineage: Eukaryota; Metazoa; Chordata; Ceratodontiformes; Protopteridae
Exons: 4
Coding region: 1-609 (202 amino acids)
Source: RefSeq, a predicted model, not a curated record
AUGGACGAAAAUAUAAGUAAAUUUGUUGGUGAUACCCCACAAAACAAUGCCUAUGCUAUAAACAAUCUAGGCCUACUAGGAUAUAAUCUGAAUGUCAAGGCAGUUAUGCCUGCAGAUUGUAAUAGAAGUAAUCUUGUAUAUGUGGUGCAAUGUAUAGCAUGUGAAAUGUUCUACAUAUGGAAGACAAACCGUACCCUUAAGGAACGUAUAUUGGAACAGAUUAAUGAUAUACGGAAUGGAAAACCCAAUAAUGCACUAGCUAAGCAUGUGUUAGAUUUUGAUGGCACUCACAAAUCAAAUCAAAUCAAAAAGAAAACCAAGAAAUUACCAAUUAUCGAUCUUCAGAGCCCACCUGCUCCACAAAAACUUUCCAGUGCAAAAGGCAUGGAUGAUCUGAAGACUUUGGGAGAUUCAUCUGCAGAUCCAAUUAUAGUAAUGAGCAAUAUGUUUGAUCUACUGGUCUUCAAUUCCAGUCUGCUGGGUUAUAUUGUCAAGACUGACAGCUAUUUGAAUGAUAUUAAAGAGGCAAUAACAGACAUUCUGAUCACCCGGAUGAAUUGGACAAAAAAAGUGAAUGAACUUAAUCAUAAGGUAUUUCAAAUGCUGUAGCUAUUUUCCAGAGGUCAAAUUCAACUCUCCAGACAUAGCAACUCUAUCAUCUUACAAUCAAAUGCAACUAAGAAAGGAAGACAAGUUGUAUUUCAACAGCAAUGGAGAUAAGUCAGUCUGCAGACUGAGAAUCUACCAAUCUCAAGCCUGAUUACAAAUGUAACUUUGAUCAAGAAACAUACAAAAUUAAA